Molecule: messenger RNA, 528 nt
Organism: Strongylus vulgaris
Lineage: Eukaryota; Metazoa; Nematoda; Chromadorea; Rhabditida; Strongylidae
Source: the annotation of a GenBank genome assembly
AAUAAAAUGGAGGGCGACAAGCGCAAUCUUGCUGAUCUCUUGAAAGAUGGCGGAGAGUCUGGCAUCCCGGAUUACAUCGGACCUCUUCCGAUCACAGUAAAGAAGCGCGUUUGCGCUCUCAAAAAAGUUCAGCUCGAUAGCAUUGAGGUUGAAGCGAAGUUCUACGAACGUGUUCACCAGCUUGAAAAGGAGUUCGAAGCUGAAUUUAACAAACUUUACGAGCAGCGAAGAAAAAUCGUUGCUGGAGAGUACGAGCCAAAUGAUGACGAGGCCAAGCUUCCGAUUAUUCACGGACUUGAAGACAACGAGGUUAAGAUUCCGGAGAUGGUCGAAAAGCGGGAUGUUGAGAUUGUAUUGGGUUAUUAUCACCUAAAUGCUCUCUGGCGCUCGAUGAUCCAGGUCUUUGUCAAUCUGCUAUUGCAAAUAGUUCUCAUUCUCAGGCUUACUGAUCAUGCGGAUUUCUUUAUCGAAACUGAUACUUUUGGUCUUGGCGGUAAAAGCUCCAGCUUCUGUAGACGACUUUCGUAG